AUAAACCCACACGCAAAAUUACUCUCAUACUUAAGCCUUAUCCUCGGAACCUCCAUUACAAUUUCAAGCAACCAUUGAACAGCAGCCUGAACUGGCCUAGAAAUCAACACCCUUGCCAUCAUUCCCCUCAUCUCCAAAUCUCACCACCCCCGAGCCAUCGAAGCCACAAUCAAAUAUUUCCUAGUACAGGCAGCUGCCUCGACAUUAAUCCUAUUCGCAGGAACAAUCAAUGCAUGACACACCGGACAAUGAGAUAUCACUCAACUAACCCACUCAACCCCAUCCCUCUUACUAACAACAGCAAUCGCAAUAAAACUAGGACUAGUCCCAUUCCACUUUUGAUUCCCAGAAGUACUCCAGGGAUCUCCACUAACAACUGCACUAAUCCUGUCAACAGUAAUAAAACUACCCCCAAUCACUAUCCUCCUUAUAACCCACCACACAUUAAACUCUACACUCCUAACCUUCAUAGCCCUAACCUCCGCCGCCAUUGGAGGUUGAAUAGGCCUAAAUCAAACCCAAAUUCGAAAAAUCCUGGCCUUCUCAUCUAUCUCUCACCUAGGGUGAAUAACUAUUAUCCUCAUCUACAACCCCAAAUUAACCCUACUAACAUUCUACCUAUACAUUACACUUACAACUGCAGUAUUCCUAACCAUCAACACAAUCAAAACCCUAAAACUAGCAACAACAAUAACUUCUUGAACAAAAUCCCCAGCUCUAAAUGCAACCCUAAUGCUCACUCUACUGUCUCUAGCAGGACUCCCGCCCCUAACAGGAUUUAUGCCUAAAUGACUAAUCAUCCAAGAACUGACAAAGCAAGAAAUGACUACAACAGCCACAAUCAUUGCCCUGCUAUCACUUCUUAGUCUAUUCUUCUACCUCCGCUUAGCAUACCAUUCAACAAUCACACUGCCCCCAAACUGCACAAACCACAUAAAAAUGUGACAUAUUAAUACCAAAACAUACACGCCCACCGCCAUCCUUACCUCUACAUCAAUUUGACUACUACCACUUACCCCUAUAAUCACCUCAUCCAUCUAA
Molecule: messenger RNA, 1041 nt
Organism: Colius striatus (speckled mousebird)
Lineage: Eukaryota; Metazoa; Chordata; Aves; Coliiformes; Coliidae
Source: the annotation of a RefSeq genome assembly